CUUAAGAAGCCUCCAUAUUUUCAUUGAUGUUCUGUGUUCUACAUUUAGAUACUUAAAAGAGGUUUUCUCCAWCUUUUAGAGGCUGGAGUAACAGAAAAGCAAUAGAAUAGAUAAAGGUUGGAAAAACCAUUCAUUUUCCAGUCCAAAUAAUGCAGACUCUUACAUUCAACAAAGCAACACUAUGCAUAAUGUCAAUGGUAUUUAUCCAGAUUAUUCUAGUAUUCUCAUGGUAUAACAUGACGAACAAAGCAAAUGGAUUUGAAAACUCAGUCRUCACUAUUGAUGCAAAGUUUGACUGGCAUAGCAUUCCCAAAGAUCCACUUCUGGUUGACUGGACUGAAGUAAGAAAGGGCAAGCAUUUGGUGAAGGAUAUCAAUUGGACGAAAGUAGAUAAGAAACCAAGGCCAUCAGAGCUUCAUGAGAAAUGGGUCGUCAUUACGUCUAUUAAUAAACCUACUACCAUCCCAAUUGUGUGUUUYUAAGUGUGGAAGAUCAGAAAAAGCUUGGCUAUCAAAUAGUCAAUCUGAUUCCUUACAAGAGUUACGCCCGUAAAAACAUUGGCUACCUCUAUGCGAUACAACAUGGGGCGAAACAAAUUUAUGACACUGACGACGACAACCACCCAACAUCUGGGAAAAUCACUUUCUUCGAAAAGGAUUCUGGGGAUUUUCUGGUGUACAACACAGAUGCAAAUGCAGUCAAUCCGUAUUCUCAUUUUGGGCAGAGUACUWUUUGGCCCCGUGGGUACCCACUUGAGAACAUCGCAGACCCCACCCAUCAUAUAUUUGAUAAGUGCCGGGGUGUACAAACCGCAAUACAGCARGGGGUAGUAGAUGGGGACCCAGAUGUCGAUGCUAUUUAUAGACUCACCCGUAAGGAUAAAGGCGUUCGUCUUGAUGUUAAAUUUGACGCCAACGCCCCUGCAGUCUUACUCCCCCCUGGAACAAUGGCACCCUUCAAUUCCCAGAAUACAUUUUUUCUUUACGAAGGAUUAUGGGCGACCUUGUUGCCCAUAACGACUGCCUUUCGUGUCUGCGACAUUUGGCGAGGUUACUAUGCACAACGGUUGCUAUGGGAGAUUGGAGGGUAUUUGUCGUUUUUCCCKCCAAAUGCUGUUCAAGUUCGAAGUGCGCAUAAUUACCUUGAUGACUUCAUYGACGAGAAAGAUCUCUAUCACGACGCUGGUCGGCUGGUUAAGUUCCUCAUUAACUGGAAGUCUGACAAAAAGGAUUUUUUCAGCCGUAUCAUGGACUUGAGUAUUGCUAUGGUGGAAAACAAAUUCUGGGGGGUGAAGGAUGCUCUCCUUACCGAGGCAUGGCUCCACGAUCUCAUAAGUGUUGGUUACAAAAUUCCUGAUUUAAAUCCAACACCAAAAAAAUGCAAGAAUGUGAGYGAGAAGAGAAUCAAGUUGAACCAGAAAGAACAGCCAAGCUCUUAUCUUCGUGCUGGAAAAAAACUGCUGGUAAUUAAAUAAUCCUUUUUUUUUUAAAAAGAAAGGAAAAAAAAAAAA
This is a messenger RNA of Actinia tenebrosa (Australian red waratah sea anemone), 1510 nucleotides long. RefSeq lists its product as uncharacterized. Lineage: Eukaryota; Metazoa; Cnidaria; Anthozoa; Actiniaria; Actiniidae. The record is from RefSeq and is a predicted model, not a curated record.